Nasonia vitripennis (jewel wasp) is the source of this 2657-nucleotide messenger RNA. RefSeq names its product probable chitinase 2. Gene Ontology annotation, cellular component: extracellular region. The record is from RefSeq and is a predicted model, not a curated record. Gene Ontology annotation, biological process: chitin catabolic process; carbohydrate metabolic process. The coding region runs from base 93 to 1409 and encodes 438 amino acids. NCBI's taxonomy places the organism in Eukaryota, Metazoa, Arthropoda, Insecta, Hymenoptera, Pteromalidae. Gene Ontology annotation, molecular function: chitin binding; chitinase activity. The transcript has 7 exons.
CUCAGAAACGCGCGCGCGCGGACAGAAGAGAAAGGACGCUUCGCUCGAGCUGUCUGUGCUGCUGCUCUCGCUCUGGUAUACUUAAGUUCGAGAUGAAGCGGAUUAUCGCGCUGCUGCUGCUUAUCGUCGCUGCUUUCGCAUCGGCCUCCGUGUCUUACUCGAAUGCCGGUCUGAAGAAGCCGAAUCACGAAAAAUACGUCGCCUGUUACUUCCAGAGCUGGGCGAUAUAUCGAAACGAUCAGGGGGUUUUCCAGAUCUCGGAUAUCAAUACUGAGCACUGUACCCACAUCAUCUACGCCUUUGCGGGCCUCAAUGCUAGCAGCUGGGAAAUCCAGAGCUUGGAUCACUUUGCCGAUCUCGCCGAUCACAAUGGCAAAGACGGCUAUCGCGAGUUCACUAAGCUGCGCUACCACUAUCAGCACAUCAAGCCGAUCCUGGCCAUCGGAGGAUGGAACCAGGGCAGUCGAAACUACUCGGAGAUGGCCAACGACGCCGGUCGCCGUACCAUAUUCGUCAGAAGCGUAGUUAGCUUCCUGAGAGCUCACAACUUCCACGGCCUCGACAUCGACUGGGAAUACCCGGGCACCAGAGGCGGUUCCGAGCACGACAGGGCCAACUUCGUCAGGCUGCUGAAGGAAUUGUACUACGCGUUCAAACCGCACAAGUUUCUGCUGACUGCGGCGAUAUCGGCGCACCUCGACGAGGACAGCCUCGAGAGACGCUACAGCCUCAAGCCGAUGGCCGAGUACCUGGACUACAUCCACGUGAUGACUUACGACUAUCACGUGGGCAACCGAGUGGUCAUGCCCAAUGCGCCGCUCGACAAAGUUAACAUGACCAUCCAGAUACUCAAGAACACGGCUGUGCCCAUGAGCAAGUUCAUCCUGGGUCUCCCGACCUACGGAAGGGGCUUCAUCCUGGAGGAGCCUCUGAGGUCCGAGCUGGAGAACCCCAUCGGCAAGCCGAGUAGACAGCAGAGCUGGAUGGGACCCUAUCUCGCCCAGGAGGGCUUCUUCGCUUACAACGAGAUCUGCAAGUACUUGCUGUCGGAGGAGACGUGGAAGCACAGGUGGGACAACAUGAGCUACACACCCUACGCGAUUUACGACAACAGGGUCAUCGUCUACGACGACUCGAGGAGUCUCCACGCCAAGAUCCACCUGGCGAUGCAGAACGGCUUCGGCGGCGUCUUCGUCUGGAGCAUCGACGAGGACGAUUUCCGGGGCGAGUGCAUACCCAAGCACAAGCGCGACCGCGUCAACGUCCUCGACUACCAGUACCCGCUGAUGAAGGCUAUCAACGACGCCUUGGAGCACGACUCGAGUGCUUCCAGCAGCUUCACCUCGUCGGCCAGUGCCUUCGUCCUCCUGUUGCUCCUCUGCUUCAACAGCUUGCGCUACUCGCUAUAAGUAUGUCACCCCGAGGGGACGCGCUGAGAUCUCUUGGUCCUUUGGCGACAGGGCGGCAUGCGCGUACGAUAUAUGUACUUCGAGUCCGCAGGACUUUCACAUCCCGUUAAACGACACGCGAGCGAGUUUUUUCGAAAGACUAUGCAUCGCUACGACACGAUGUUAAACGAGUGUUCAAACGAGUUGAAAUCGGCGUGGAGCUUUGCCUUACAACUAUAGGACACUGACGUGCCUCGGAAGGCUGAUGCGAUCCGCGACGCGACGAACAACGGGGAAAGGUAAUGAAACGAAGAGAUUGAAGAUAAGUCGAUUUUACUGCAAUUUUACAACUGACGCGUUAUCGCGGCUGCCAAGGCAAAUCGACCGAUUCCGAUCGUUGAAAUGUUGAAAAGCUACCAUUUGGAUAACAUUGGAUGCUCGCGUCGCGAGACUCGAUUAUUGUCACGUGUGACACUGUAGAUAAGAAAGAAAAAAGAAACUAUUUUUCAGCGCCACAUCAUGCCUUCUAUAGCAAUUCAACGAUUGGAAUCGCUUCGGUACUUCCAGUUAUCGCUUAUUAAUUCCGCUCAAUAUAUAAUAUCCUGCCCUUAUUUUGACCUCGAUUAUACGUAUAAAUUGUGUUUGGCGAAAAAUAUUAUAUGCGCGCAAUGUUAAAUUGAUAUACAUAUAUAUAUGGCGGCAAAAGUAAGUAUUACAGUAAGUUUCGUCCAUAAAUCGUAAUUAACGUGUAAAAAAAGUUGUAUUAAAACGAACCUUCUUACAUGCAUACUGGCUAUGAGCUUGAAAAAGUCAAAUAAUGGCAUAAUUGGCAACAUUUAAAUUUUUGAUUGGAGCGAAAUGUAAUUUCGUUAUAUCAUUCUCAACAUGAAUAUAGCAGUACUCAAAAAGCGUCAUGUGUUUAGGGUGGUUAGUCUUCUACAUAAAUAAGUAUACAUAUAAGCUCACUAUUUUUAUAUCGAUCAUUAUCGAUAGUAAUACAAGUGUCGUAUAGUAGUGCCUUUUUUUGUACGAACGUUGGAUCUUUCGAAAUCCACAAUAAAGUUAGAUCCUCUACUUUUGCAAAAAACAAAUAUCAUCUCCUACUUGGGUUGCAAAACUCUCAACGAUACCGAUCAUUACUGUAAUUUUUUGUAAGUAUAAAGUUAAGUAACAAGUCCAGUCCGAUUCCAUGAAUGUACUAGUUAAGCGAUUAGUUUUUAUGUUUGUAAUAAAUUAAUUAUUGAAUAAAAAUAAAGUACAAUAUCAUUA